UAUAAAGACGUUGUGCCUUCAAGACACAGCAAAUUAACUCCAUUGGCGAAUUAUCGCAUUACGAGACGCCGCUCAUCGGUGCGCGACGGAGAUUACUUUCCUUUUUUUUAAUGGUGACAUCUGAUUAAAGCGAGCGGAGCUGGGUGAAGAUGAUGGAGUAUAUGGAGGAUAAGUUUGCGUUGAAAAGCCAAGCGAUGAAGGCCAGCGAUUAUUACAUGGACCAAGUCAUGGAGAGCCUGGACAGCGCGCAGUACUUCACCAAGUCCUCCCCGAAGUGCGUGCAGGCCUUCGGGCUGCAGAGCGGCGAGCACCGCUCCUCUCCGUGCGGGGACCAGACCGCCGGUUACGGCGUGCCAAAAACAGACGAAGACACUUUGCACUCGGACCUCGGGAGGUCGAUGGACAGUUGUUGCACUCUGCGCGCGUCUCCGGUGACAACCGGGCCGGAGAAAACGGAUUUGGACGACAUGGGAGACAAGUGCGACAGUAAUGUGUCCAGCAGCAAGAAGAGGAGACACCGGACGACCUUCACCAGCGCGCAGCUGGAGGAGCUGGAGAAGGUCUUCCAGAAAACUCACUAUCCAGAUGUUUAUGUGAGGGAACAGCUGGCCAUGAGGACGGAAUUAACAGAGGCCAGAGUGCAGGUUUGGUUUCAGAACAGAAGAGCAAAGUGGAGGAAGAGAGAGCGCUACGGGCAGAUCCAACAAGCCAAAACUCACUUCGCAGCCACCUACGAUUUAUCAGUGUUGCCGAGGACUGACAGCUACACACAGAUUCCCAACAACCUGUGGCCGAGCCCUGCUCCUGGCGGCUCUGUGGUCUCCUCCUGCAUGCUGCCCCGAGGCUCCCCUCCCUGCGUCACAUCCUACUCCCACUCCCCACGUUCAGCAGCCGGUGCCACCGAGCACGGCUACGUGGGCUUCCCCAACCAGCAGAACCAGUUCGGUCACGUCUCCCUCAACAACUUCUUCAGCGCAGACUCGCUCCUCACGCCAGCCGCCAACGGUCACCAUGCCUUCGAGACCAAGCCUGAGUUUGAGAGGCGCUCAUCCAGCAUAGCCGUGCUGCGCAUGAAGGCCAAGGAGCACACAGCCAACAUCUCCUGGGCCAUGUGAUCAACUCUCCUGUGCAUGUCUGGAAAGGCUGGAUAAUGUAUGGAAAAAUAUUUUUUAGAAUUUACAGUUUGUGCAAAGUGUGGCGAUUGCCCAAAGAGUCUGAAAUCAUAUUCAAAACUACCUGUCACCCAAAAUCUUCUUUUGUCGUCUACAGAUGGAGAUGUCACUUAUCUGUUGUUGCGAAGAAAAAAAUCAGCUGUGGACAAUUUUACCAUGAAACUGACCUGCUAUUUAAACCUGCAUCAUAUGCAGCUCUGACCAUAACUCGAUCUAGAAACAUCAAUGUAGAAAAUAGUGUCUGGAUAACGUUCAUAAAUAGAAAAUGUGUCAGGAUUUUUGUCUCUCUGCAUUUUCUGAAAUCUGCAACUCAAACGCUGCAGCUUGUUACAAAAGUUAAUAAACAGCCACAGUGUUGUGUGACAGAUAUACAGCUGUGUUUCUGCUCUGAGGCAGAUCUACAGCAGGGUGGAGGUAUGCACAUUACUCAGACAAUCAUGUGGUCAAAGACACUUACAGGAAUAGUUCAGCCCAAAAUCAAAAACACAUAGUUCUCUUACCUGUAGUGCUGUUUAUCAGUCUAGAUAGUUUUGGUGUGAGUUGCAGAGUGUUGUAGAUAUCAGUCGUAGAGAUGUCUGACUUCUCUCCAAUAUAAUGGAACUAGAUGUCACUCAGCUUGUGGAGCUCAAAGUGCCAACAAAUCAUAUUUAAAAACUCAACAUCAAUGUCUCUUUCCAGAAAUCAUAACGUGGUUACUCAAGUUAAUUCACAGACUUGUGUUGUGAGCAGUUUGAUGAGGGAACUAUUUUCUUUCAACGAACUACAUCCGCCAACCAUAUGACCGCGCAGAGGGAAGUGUGCAUCUACUCAUGGGAGUGAGCAGUUUUAAUUAACCCUUUCCUAAGUCUCGCCCCUUGAAUGCAGACUGGCCAAUCAUUUCAUAGCAUUAGCAUUACCCUCACAUGCGGUUGUUUUAGAUUUCAUUCAUUUUCAGGCUGUGUUUGUGAAUUUGGAGCUUACUGUUGUACCUGGAGAACAUUGUGUAAGGGUCUGUGCACAUGCCACAUUGUUUGCAUCCCCAAUUGCUUCAUUGUUUUCAAUGUAGACAAGCUGUUGGGCACGCUCAAAUGCCUGCGUGACAACUGUCAUGGUGCCCACGUGUUCUCAAGCGCCUAUUAUUCAGGGCCCAACAACUGAACCCUGAAAUGAACUCAACUUUUGGAACACAUCAGAAUUUAUCUCAGCCUUUAUCUCUUUAUUGCACCUGCCGUGCUUCUACAUUAAAGGGAAAUUUCGGUUUAUUUCAACCUGUCUCCUAUCGUCCUAAAUUUGUUUCAAGUGACUAGUGAC
Molecule: messenger RNA, 2462 nt
Organism: Epinephelus fuscoguttatus (brown-marbled grouper)
Lineage: Eukaryota; Metazoa; Chordata; Actinopteri; Perciformes; Serranidae
Gene: alx1
Product: ALX homeobox 1
Exons: 4
Coding region: 150-1115 (321 amino acids)
Biological process (GO): negative regulation of DNA-templated transcription; embryonic skeletal system morphogenesis; positive regulation of transcription by RNA polymerase II
Molecular function (GO): RNA polymerase II transcription regulatory region sequence-specific DNA binding; DNA-binding transcription activator activity, RNA polymerase II-specific
Source: RefSeq, a predicted model, not a curated record